This is a messenger RNA of Bubalus bubalis (water buffalo), 1105 nucleotides long. Its product is annotated as olfactory receptor 2A12. The coding region runs from base 173 to 1105 and encodes 310 amino acids. Gene Ontology annotation, cellular component: membrane. Gene Ontology annotation, molecular function: G protein-coupled receptor activity; olfactory receptor activity. The transcript has a single exon. Lineage: Eukaryota; Metazoa; Chordata; Mammalia; Artiodactyla; Bovidae. The record is from RefSeq and is a predicted model, not a curated record. Gene Ontology annotation, biological process: G protein-coupled receptor signaling pathway.
UAUCUAAUCAAUACCACAGGACAUUGGGCUGAUUGGGUAUAGGAAUUACUGAUUUGUGGCCUCUGGCAUAAAUUCUCACUUUGUAUGAGUAUAUCAACUUUUUUCCUUCUCUGCCCUUUAGUUCUAAAAUUUCUGUCCCAAGUGCAGCAUUUUAUUUAUCUGUCAAAAGAGCAUGGAAAGCAAUCAGACAUGGAUCUCAGAAGUCAUCCUGCUGGGAUUCCAAGUUGACCCAGAACUUGAAGUUUUCCUCUUUGGCCUCUUCUUGUUAUUCUACAGCCUCACACUGCUGGGGAACGGGGUCAUCCUGGGGCUCAUCUGCCUGGACUCCAGACUGCACACCCCCAUGUACUUCUUCCUGUCACACCUCGCCAUCGUUGACAUGGCCUAUGCCUCAAGCACUGUCCCUAAGAUGCUGGCAAAUCUUAUAAUGCAGAAGAAAACCAUCUCUUUUGCUCCAUGCAUACUUCAGACUUUUCUGUAUUUGGCAUUUGCAGUCACAGAGUGUCUGAGUCUGGUGGUGAUGUCCUACGAUCGGUACGUGGCCAUCUGCCACCCCCUGUACUACUCGGUCAUCAUGAGCUGGAGAGUGUGCACAGUCCUGGCUGCCACGUGCUGGAUUUUCAGCUUCCUCUUGGCCCUGGUCCAUAUUUCUCUCAUUCUGAGGCUACCCUUUUGUGGACCACAAAAAAUAAACCACUUUUUCUGUCAAAUCAUAUCAGUAUUCAAAUUGGCCUGUGCCGACACCAGGCUCAACCAAAUCGUCCUCUUUGUAGGCUCCGUGUUUGUCUUAGUCGGGCCCCUCUGCCUGGUUCUGGGCUCCUAUGCGCGGAUCCUGGCCGCCAUCCUGAGGAUCCAGUCAGCUGAGGGCCGCAGGAAGGCCUUCUCCACCUGCUCCUCCCACCUCUGCAUGGUCGGGCUCUUCUUUGGCACUGCCAUCGUCAUGUACUUGGCGCCCAAGUCCAGCCAUUCUCAAGAACAAAGGAAGAUUCUGUCAUUGUUUUACAGCCUUUUCAACCCUAUGCUGAAUCCCUUAAUCUACAGUUUGAGGAAUGCAGAGGUGAAGGGUGCCCUGAGGAGAUUUCUGGAGAAGAAGAGAUCGUUGUGA